Messenger RNA from Corythoichthys intestinalis (scribbled pipefish), 4123 nucleotides. It is a transcript of the gene dnai2b, whose product is annotated as dynein, axonemal, intermediate chain 2b. The record is from RefSeq and is a predicted model, not a curated record. NCBI's taxonomy places the organism in Eukaryota, Metazoa, Chordata, Actinopteri, Syngnathiformes, Syngnathidae. Bases 56 to 1870 code for a protein of 604 amino acids. The transcript has 11 exons. Gene Ontology annotation, biological process: cilium movement; outer dynein arm assembly. Gene Ontology annotation, cellular component: outer dynein arm. Gene Ontology annotation, molecular function: dynein light chain binding; dynein heavy chain binding.
ACCGCCAUUGCCACAAUCUGUUUUUCCCCCAUGAGUUUUAGUUGUUUUAAACGGGAUGGAGAUUAUAUACGAGUACUCCAAACCCCGAAGCGAUUUUGGCCGCCAAUGUCUCCUCUCUGACCGCCCUGCGGAGCUAAUUUCGGACGUACCUCCGGACUCAGACCUUGCGCUGCAGUUCAUGCCGAGAAGCAGCAGAGUUCGUGCGCUUCAGAGCUCUUGGGAGAUGUCCGAGCACCAGGUGAACACAGAGAGGUUUGAAUCAGAAAGUCGUGGAAUAAACCAUGUGGAAGGUGGGUGGCCCAAAGACAUCAACCCCCAAGAGAUGGAGCAAACCAUUCGCUUCAGGAAGAAGGUGGAGAAGGAUGAAAGCUACUUGAACAGCAUAAUGCAGCUAGGCGAUGUUAUAGGACGCUGCGUUGGACAAAACACUGCCGUCGACAUCUACCAGAAGUACUUUGAAGAUGAAGAUAUGUGGGACAAAAAUCAGGAACCACCAUCUGCUAAGACUAUCAAUGUGUUCAGAGAUCCGAAUCAGGUGAAGCGAACUGUCACCUGUCUGUCCUGGCACCCCGAUGGGGGAAGAAAAUUGGCAGCUGCCUACUCAUGCUUAGAGUUUCAGAAAGCUUCCACUGACAUGAGCCCGGAUGCAUACAUCUGGGACAUUGGUCAGUGUGACAGACAGAUGGAUUGGCAAAGAUGCAGAGACGUAGUUGCUUGCAUAUUGUGUUUUUUUUUUUUUCCAGAGAACCCCAACAAACCUGAACUGACUCUGAAGCCGGCAUCUCCUCUUGUUUGUUUGGACUACAACCCAAAAGACUCGCACACUCUUGUUGGCGGGAGCUACAAUGGACAAAUUGUGUUCUGGGACACCCGUAAAGGCAGUCAGCCUGCGGAUGUCUCCUCUCUGGAGCAGAGUCAUAGAGAUCCUGUCUACAAAACCAUUUGGUUGCAAUCAAAGACAGGGACUGAAGCCUUCUCUGCAUCCACUGAUGGACAGGUUCUGUGGUGGGAUGUCCGUCGGCUAAGCGAGCCCACAGACAAAUUGAUUUUGGACCUGGGUCGGGAAGGGAACCUGGACCGGGCUCUUGGAGCCAUCUCUCUGGAGUUUGAAGCCACUAUGCCGACCAAGUUCAUGGUGGGGACAGAGCAGGGCAUCGUUGUGUCCUGUAACAGGAAGGCAAAGACUCCAACCGAGAAGAUCGUGUCUACGUAUGACAGUCACCAUGGACCCGUCUACGCCCUACAGAGGAAUCCUUUCUUUCCCAAAAACUUCCUGACUGUGGGGGACUGGAGAGCUCGUAUUUGGUCUGAGGACAUAAAAGAGUCAUCCAUUAUGUGGACCAAGUAUCAGAUGUCAUUUCUGACAGAUGCCUGCUGGAGUCCUGUCAGACCUUCUGUCUUCUUCACUGUCAAGAUGGACGGCAUGCUGGACAUCUGGGAUGUCUUGUUUAAGCAGAAUGACCCUACGCUCAGUAUAAAGGUGAGUGAUGAAGCUCUUUAUAGCCUGCGGCUGCAUGAGUCUGGACGCCUGGUGGCCUGCGGCUCCCGGCAUGGUACAGCUACAAUAUUAGAGAUAUGUUCAGGACUUUCCAGCCUCCAGAAGAAUGAGAAGAGUCUUAUGGCUGAGAUGUUAGAGCGGGAGGCCAAGCGUGAGAAAAUCUUGGAAGCUCGUCAGAAGGAGCUGCGACUGAAGGAAAGGAGUCGCUCUGAGCAGAGCCGAGAGGACGAGGUGGGCCGAGACGCUGCGGAACGAGAGGAGACUCCCGAGCAGCUGAUAGCCAGAGCUGAGGAAGACUUUUUCAGUAUGGUGGAAGCUGAGAAGAAGAGGAGGAGGGAAAGGGAAGAUGAAAAGAAACAGCUUAACGGAUAGAUGGGAAGCAGACAACAUUGCAACAGCAGAAUUCAGCUUCGUGUGAAGUCAAUAUAAAUGAGUGACAAGUAGUUUCAAUCAGUCAUGGAUUGUUUUGUUAUUGAAAUGCAUUAAUGAUUUGAAUUAUUGUCACAGCAAUAAUUAGCGUUGUGCUCAAAAACAUACUAUGCAAGACCAAGACUUUCCCGUGACCAAAAUCUACUUUAGAAAUAUACAUUUAGUCAAUGUUUCACUCCUUCACAGGGGUGUUGGAAUGAUCGUGACACAGCAAUCGAAGAUAUUCAUUGUUCUACCAUGUGUUUGCCUUUAAAAUUACAAUAAUAAAUUUGAAGAACAUUAUAUCAGUGGAGGUCUUGAAUAAAAAUCCUGAGUCAGCCCAGGAGGCUAGUCUAAGACCAAAGCAGGACAGGACCAAGAUUGGGUGUCGAGACAAAGACGAGACCUUCUACAGUGAAAAAAAAUAAAAUCUGAACCUUUUGGAAUUACUCAGAUUUCUGCAUAAAAUCACCAUCAAAUGUGAUCUGAUCUUUGUCAAAAUCACACAGAUGAAAAAACUGUCUCCCUUCACUAAAACCACAAAAACAUUUAUAGGUUUUCAUAUUUUAAUGAGGAUAGUAUGCAAACAAUGAUAUACAACAAUGAAAAUAAAUAUGUGAACCAUCACAUUUAAUAUUUUGUGCCCCCCCCCUUUGGCAGCAAUAACUUCAACCAGACGCUUCCUGUAGCUGUACAUAAGUCUGGCACAGAGAUCAGGACUAAUCUUGGCCCAUUCUUCUCUACAAAACUGCUGCAGUUCAGUCAGAUUCCUGGGAUGUCUAGCAUGAAUCUCUGUCUUUAGGUAAUGCCACAGCAUCUCGAUGGAGUUCAAAUCUGGGCUUUGACUUGGCCACUCCCAAACGUGUAUUUUGUUCCUCUGAAACAAUUCAGAAUUUAAUUUACUUCUGUGUUUUGGAUCAUUGUCUCGUUGCAGCAUCCAUCCUCUUUUUAGCUUCAACUGUCGGCAGAUGGCCACAGGUUUUCCUGCAAAACACCCUGAUAAACUUUUGAAUUCAUUCUUUCAUUAAUGAUUGCACGUUGUCCAGGCCCUGAGGUAGCAAAACGGCCCCAAAUAAUCAUGCUCCGUCCACCAUGCUUCAGGGUGGGGGUAAGGUGUUGAUGUUGGUGAGCUGUUUCAUUUUUCCUCCAUACAUGACGUUGUGUGUUACUCCCAAACAAUUCUACUUUGGUUUCAUCAGUCCACAAAAUAUUUUGCAAAACUCUGUGGAUUGUCCAAGUGCCUUUUUUUGAACAUUAAACGAGCAACAUGUUUUUUUUUUUCAAGACAGUAGUGGCCUCCUCCGUGGACUCCUCCCGGGAACACCAUUCUUGGCCAUAGUCUUACAUAUAGUUGGUGUGUGCACAUAGAUACUGGACUGUGCCAGUGAUUUCUGUAAGUCUUUAGCAGACACUCUAGGUUUUUUUUUAACCUCUCUGAGUAUUCCGCGCUGAACACUUGGCGUCAUCUUUGGUGGACGGCCACUCCUUCGGAGAGAAGCAACAGUGCCAAACUCUCCCCAUUUGUAGACAACUUCUCUGACUGUUGAUGGAUGAACAUCCAGAAUUUUAGAGAUGGUUUUGUAUCCUUUCCCAGCUUUAUAAAAAUCAACAAUCCUUGAUCGCAUGUCUUCAGACAGCUCUUGUGACUGAGCCAUGAUGCACAUUGGACAAUGCUUCUAAUCAAGACAAUCCUUACGUGUGUUUUAUGGUGGGCAGGGCAGUUUUUUAAACCACUCAUCAGUAAUUAAGCACACACCUGACUCAAAUUGAUUGGUAAAAACUGGUUUCCACUGCUCUUUCAGGCCAUGUCCACACUUAGCACGGUAUUUGGCAAAAAGAAGAUAUUUUUCUACGGAUAGGUCUAUCAUCCACACGCACACGCACAUUUAAACCAGAGUUUUUAAGAACGACGAGGAAAGUGAAGAAGUGCGAAUUCUGCAUUUGUGGCUCCAUCAUGUGGACACUGAUAACCGAAGAUUUAUGUAACUGGCUGCGACAAAUUUUGUCCUCACGUAACAAAUGAGACCAAUCUUUAUAUUUGGAGUAUAUUAAAGGGGAUGUUUCGGCAAAGGGGGUGUGAGACAUCAAUAGAACCGUUAUGCGCCAAGAUAACAAAUAUUGAUAAAGUUAACAAAAAAAUCAAUCACAUUAAUGAGCAAUUAUCGAAAAUAGAUCGAAAAUGACGAACACUACCGAAAGUGUUCCGGAAACAGCCGA